Molecule: messenger RNA, 810 nt
Organism: Blumeria graminis f. sp. triticale
Lineage: Eukaryota; Fungi; Ascomycota; Leotiomycetes; Helotiales; Erysiphaceae
Source: the annotation of a GenBank genome assembly
AUGUCUGAAUCCUCCAAUUCGGAAAUCCAACCUGAAAAAGUUAAAGUCCUGGCAAGGCCGCACACAUACAAACCGGUUGACAGCACAAAUGUCACCUCUAAACCGGAGCCCGAUUUCUUUGCUUUAAUACCUGGCAAAAAAUUUGUCAUAGAAGCUUGGCCUCAACCACUUCUCGCUCAUGAGAUAAAUCACGAGGCAUAUACCAGCAUCAAAAACAAGGUGAUAAUUAGACCGGAACUUCACCUGGAUAAGGUUAAUUCUACUCUAUUUUCCAGGCUCGCUGAAAUUCAGUCAGAUUUUAGAAUUGCCUUAGUCCCGUACUGGUACUGGCCACAACAGCUUUGCUUAGACAUGAAAGAGGACUUCCAAUGUACACGCGUUUGGGCCGAGGAAAAUCCGGCAACUAAUUGGCCCCUGCUACUGGAAGCAUUCUUCAAAACAAUGCAGCAACUAGACGUCCUACAUAGUCCCAGAAACAUCUUCUCCUGCCUCGCUGCCAGAGAUGGAGAAGACGUUAACUCUUUCACCAUCCGAAUCCGCGAAUGCUACUACUGCCUAUCCAAGCAAGACAGAGGAAGCAAUACUACUCGUGAUACCAUAUCCAACAUCACAAAGACCUACUUGCCGCAUAUAUGUACACAUCUCCAGCCAAUGAUGGUAGGAAGAUCAAAUAGUGAUGGUGUAAAACUACUUGUUCAAAUAGUGACCCGGAUCUCAAAAUCCCCAGCGCAAGCAAAACUUUGCGUUGGCGCUGAUACAAAGCCAUCGUCUAAGCUCAUGAUAUCGAACCCAAGGCUGAAACAGCCUUAA